Molecule: messenger RNA, 8548 nt
Organism: Anolis carolinensis (green anole)
Lineage: Eukaryota; Metazoa; Chordata; Lepidosauria; Squamata; Anolidae
Gene: slc35f1
Product: solute carrier family 35 member F1
Exons: 8
Coding region: 451-1710 (419 amino acids)
Biological process (GO): transmembrane transport
Cellular component (GO): membrane
Molecular function (GO): transmembrane transporter activity
Source: RefSeq, a predicted model, not a curated record
GGAAGAAACAGAGAGGGGGAGAGAGACCACCCCUUUCUUCCCAUCUCCAGGCACUUGCUGGGACUGAGGGGAAGCGCUGCACCUUCGAAGGUGGACAGAAAGACAGAGGCAGAGGGAGGCAGAGGCUGGGCUUUGGAGAGACAAAAGCCGAGCCAGGGAGAGGCUGCUGGUGGCGGUGCUUCUUCAGCCCCAUCCUCCUCUUCCUCCUCUUUCUCGUGGACACUUGCUGCCUGCGAAGAGGCAACACCAGCAGCAGCAGAAGCAGGGGAAAGCGGGGAAGGAGGGCAGGGAGGAAGGGAGGAGGACAAGCCCCCGCCGGGCUCUCUCUCGAUGGCCGUGUAGCCGCCGGCGCUGGAGCCCCGAGGAGACGAAGAAGCCGGGCGCCUUCCCCGGCCGCGGGCGCACCUUCCGCGGGACCCGCUCCGCGAUGCGCCCUGCUGCUCCCUUCUGAUGGCCAGCCCCGCGCCCGCCAUGCUCGCCCCCCAGCAGCACCCCCACCAGCAGCACCAGCAGCACCAGCAGCAGCAAGCCAACCAUGUCGUCGCCACCAUCGAGAACCUGCCGCCUGAAGGAAGCAGCGGCGGCGCCCGGAGCAACAGCCUCUCCGGCCCCCAUUCCGCCAACGUGCGCCAGAGGAUCCGGAAAGUCUUUAACAGGGAACUCCUGCUGUCUAUAGCUCUUGGGCAGGUCCUGUCCCUUCUUAUCUGUGGUAUUAGCCUGACCAGCAAGUAUUUGUCAGAUGAUUUUCAUGCCAACACUCCAGUCUUUCAGAGCUUCCUGAACUACAUUCUCCUAUUUUUGGUCUACACCACAACAUUAGCUGUUAGACAAGGAGAAGAAAAUUUACUGGCAAUCUUGAAACGAAGAUGGUGGAAGUACAUGAUCCUGGGGAUAAUAGAUAUAGAAGCCAAUUACCUGGUAGUUAAAGCUUAUCAAUAUACCACUUUUACUAGUGUACAGCUCCUAGAUUGUUUUGUCAUUCCCGUUGUGAUAUUACUUUCUUGGUUCUUCCUGCUGAUACGGUACAAGGCGGUACACUUCAUUGGCAUUGUGGUCUGCAUUCUGGGCAUGGGCUGUAUGGCAGGAGCCGAUGUCCUAGUUGGAAGACAACAAGGAGCAGGUGAAAAUAAACUUAUAGGUGAUCUUCUAGUGUUAGGGGGAGCUACUCUGUAUGGCAUCUCCAAUGUUUGUGAAGAGUACAUCGUACGAAACCUGAGUCGGGUGGAGUUCCUAGGCAUGAUCGGUCUGUUUGGAUCCUUUUUCAGUGGAAUUCAGCUUGCCAUAAUGGAACAUAAGGAGUUAUUAAAGGUUCCUUGGGAUUGGCAAAUUGGUUUGCUAUACGUUGGCUUUAGCGCCUGCAUGUUUGGUCUCUACAGCUUCAUGCCUGUGGUCAUUAAGAAAACGAGUGCUACAGCGGUCAAUCUCUCCCUGCUUACAGCAGACUUGUACAGCCUUUUCUGUGGAUUUUUUCUCUUCCACUAUAAGUUUUCAGGACUUUAUCUGCUGUCAUUCUUCACGAUCCUUGUUGGGCUGGUGCUGUACUCCUCCACAUCCACGUAUGUUGCCCAAGAUCCACGGGUGUACAAGCAGUUCCGAAACCCUUCUGGACCUGUUGUAGACUUACCAGCCACUGGGCAGCUAGAGCCUUCAGUCACAUACACCAGCCUAGGCCAGGAAACAGAAGAAGAACCUCACGUCCGAGUUGCCUAAGCGCAGGCCUUUGCCACCCCUUGGCGGAGUGUGCAUCUCCAUUAUCUCUGUAUCAUUCAUAGAGAAAGGUAUUUACCGGAUGCAGUUGCUCAGGUGGGCUGCAAGGUAGCAAAUAGGGAAGGCUUGUGAAAUUACAGACUAAAUUAUUUUGAAGUGUGAAUGACUAAGAGCAGUGACUCUCAGUCUUUUUGCUCUUUUAAGUGGAGUUCCUCUGCAAGUUGUCAGUGGGUUCCUUAGUGAGAAGUUCAGAAAUAGUGGGCAAGCUAGCUUGUAGAACAGCUUGUCUAUCACCAAGCUUCCCUUGGAUUAUAUGUAGUGGGCAUGUUCUCAGCUACACACUCAGUUUGGUAACAGUAACACCCAACUUGUCUGGCAGAUGCCAUAUUUGAACUGAGUGUCUUCUCCAGAACAUUCCCCCAAGAAUCCUCUCCUGUCUGCUAGUGUUUCGUGGCAAAGGGUUCCUCAGCAGAUGUUGAGGUGAAAAGUAGGCAUGAUCACGAUUGCACAAUUCUGCUCAUGAGUCUGAAAUUCCUGCCUCAUAUGUCCUCUUCCCCAAAGCAAAACCCGUUAGAGAAUAGUGACCUGUGGGAAAAGAUCUUUUUUUACUGGAGAACCUGUGUCUUUGACUGUAGGGUCCAAGGAUCUUUGGAAGAAGAAGAACCAAAUGGCACUCUCUCUACUCAUAAAUACCUAUGGAAGAUCAAUACUAGUCCUCGGUGGCAAAUAAUCUGAUAGAGUAGCCAUUCCUGCCAGACUUUUAGUCAGUGCCCUAUAUGGCAGUCUGAAUGUUCACCAGUGCCACCACUUUGCCCCCUACUUCUUCCUCAGAAGUGGCUUUGUGUUUUGGAGAAGGGGGAGAGGCAGGAAUUGCCCCUGCAAACCCUCAAGUACUUCCAAGAGAUCUGGAGGGUGAAACUGCUUGACAACAUUUGUAACAAGAAGCCGGUCAUGCCACAAGGCAAAACUCUAUGUAAGCCACUCUAAAUAAUACCUGCAGAAGCUCAGAAUUCCAAAACAAACCAAAAGGAUAUUUCUGCACAUCUUGUGCUCUGACUUUGCCAGUGGUUAUAUGAUGCUUCAAAAAAGCUACAUUUGUACAAUAGGAGGCCUUUCACACUAUAUAAUUAUAGCACUGCCAUCCCACUUCAACUGUGUUGGCUGCAUCCUAUGGAAAACAUGACAUUUAAAGAGGAACCAUAGUACCACAAUUCUGGAUAAAGGGCCCUAGGUCCACAUGCACACAGACACUCUCAACCAGUCAUGGUUUGUUUAAUAUAGAAUAGGGCAGGUUACUCAUAAUACCUAUACCCUAGUGCCAUUUUGUUUAUUCUCCCAUCAUAGCCUCUGACUGCUCACACUUUAAGGCAGAUUUCCCCAACCCCCUGCCUUGCAAAUGUGAGGGGUUACAGAUCCCAUAAUCCCCAGCCACCUGGAAGGUGUCAGGUUAGGCAAGUAAAUCAUUCAGCGAAGCUAGAGGAUUGACAAUUGACGAUCUUCAUCUCUAUUCUAGGAAUAGGUUGAAAACAAACAUUUUAACCCCUUUUUACAAAAUAAUAACAACUAUGACACUGAUGCACAUCCAUCUUUGUAAAAUGGUAACGGUUCUCUAUUUGGUGACAGGGAUAUUAUAUUUCCCACUUCAGUGUCUUAAUCUUGCAAAUACAAAACCAGUUUCUUACCUUUUUCAAAAAAGAAUAUCUACCAAGAAACAUGUUUUCUAUUUUUAAAAAAAUAUUUAAUUUGGACUUGUGCCUAAAGAGGCAAGAAUAGAGUCCAGUUUUAUAGCUUUUCCUCAUAUGAGGUGAACACAGUAGACAGUUUUCUAUUACCAGACUUCAUUUAUUCAGGAAGCGUUAAGAAUUCAAAUGUGUUCACAGAUCUUGUGGUUCAAUCCACAUUUUUCACCGAAGAAUCUUAAGCUAGUCGUAUUUCUUUUUCCAAAUCCUUUUCUAUUAUCUUUUUUGAUACGAUUAUAUUUGCCACAUGGGACCCUCUUACAUUACCACUGGUUAUUGUUGGGUUACAUUCACCACAGAAACCAGACAGCCCAUUCCUUGCGCUCACAUCCAUUCCAAAGGCAUGUAACAUUUUGCACUCAUACAUUAUGUGACAUCAUGUAACCAUUUCCAAACCUGUACGUUAUUGAGAUGGGAAACUUAAUCUAGAUUGGCCAGGAUUCAUACAGUGAAUGGUUAUAAAUGCUAAAUUUGCUAUGAGAAAUAGGUUAUCUUAUUGUUUUCAGUCCUAGAGCCUGGAAACAUUUUCCUUCUCUGCUGCUCUCAGAAUCCUUCAGCUACAGAAUGCUAUCUGUAAGACUUUAAGAGUUUGUCCUAAAAGCAACCUUUCUAAGCAUUAUUCAAUUCAUACUCAGUUGCAAGGUUAAUAUCUAUUUAGGUUUUUAGUAUGGCACAGGGGUUACAGACUAUUCUCAUUCACUAACCCCCAUCUCUGAUUCAGGUUGUUCUGUGAUAUAUGACAACCAUCAUAUAUUCCCAAUAUCUGUGCAGAUUCAUUUUCUGCUGAAAUUGAAAAGGGGCUGUGAGAAGAACACUGGGCAACCCCACCCUUUUGCCCAGAUUUGGUUUAGCAGAAUCUGCUGAAUGAAGAUUUGUUUCCCUCAAGGACACAAUGAUAUCCUUUCUAUAAUAGUUAUAUGCCCCAAACAUUUUUAAGCCUCUGAUCAUCUCCUUGCAAUGAUUUGGCUACUUUAUACCCUAAUCCUAAAUAUGUUUACCUGUAAAAAAGACUGGAAUAGGACUUGGCAUUAAAUAAUUCCAGCAUUUGCAGAGUUAAGCCAUUCUCGUGCAUCACAUUUUUGCCUCAAACCAGGCUUUAUGGUAGAACAAGCUUCCAUGUUUGCAUUCCCUAUGGAUGGACCAAAUUCCACAUUAUACAUACAAAUGUAUAUUUGAACGUCGCAAUGAACCAUUAUUUUAAAAUAUUGAACAGGCUUGACAUCGCAUAGCUUAAUUAUAUAAGGCAGCAGAACGAAAGGGAACAUUUCACUUGUUCCUUGUUUACUCCUGAAAAAUUGCAUCCUGUACUGCCAAUGAGGUCACAAAUACAUCUUUACCUUCACCAGUCUAAUGUAAAUGCUUUUUGGUUCUCUUUUGACUAUUCCCAAUUAGUAUGGGAACUGCUGUCUCAGAAGUUGCCCUGAGACAUCAGUAUCCAGAGUCACAGUAGGGGUGCUGCUAAACUGCUGGCGUUGCUCCAGACACCAGCUCAUAAUCCAAGCAAAAGACUAGGAAUAUACUCCUUACUGUGUGCUGGAUUGUGGCUAGAUGAUUUUUUAAAAUUCAGAGGCAAUAAUGUAGGCAACUAUCUACAAACACUUGCCAGAAUAAUCUCCCUUUCCCAUGAGGCUAAAAAUGUUGCAGAUUUCAUUUGGCUAGUCUUGAUUUGUGAGCUUGUAGAUAGAGGCUUAACUGAAAACAAAAGUGUCAUUGAUUUCUCUAGAGCCCACAUGCCUUGAAAGAAGCAAGGAAGGGAUCUGUGCCGCAGUGAUAGGAAAGUGUUUUCAAGAGAUUUCCUUGCAGUGGAAGAGUCAAAUAACUUCAUUUAUAGCUUAGUCUCCAGAUGGCCAUGGGAAAAUACUAGUUUACCUGCCUCCAGGGAAUACAAAUAAAGAGAUGAGACUAGAAAGGAAUUGGAUAUUUCCCGAAUGAGCCAGGAAACAUUUUCUUACAUUCUUAGCACUGUCCAUCUAAGAUAAUAGUCUUAGAACUGUUUUAGCUGAAAACUUGAUUUUUAACAAGAACUGCUCAUUGCUAAAAGAUUAGUGCCUCCUUCCUGGGGGCAGUUGGAAGUAUAACUUAUUAUUCUCUGAAAGCAUUGUUCUGAAAUUUUAAAAAAUCCAUCUUGAGAAUUAUAUAGCAUGGCUAUCAAAUUUCAUGAUGGUCUAGAUUCACAUGUCCUUGCACCCAACCUGUCUUGUGUUCAGACAUCACCAUGAAGGUUCACAUUCAUCAGUUCUCUGAGAAAAGACACACAUUCCUUGUGUGGAGCCUUCACAUCUCUUAGAUCAGUGUGGUCCAACCUUUAGUUACCUGAGGGCCAAUCAAACUUUAGUAUAGGAAUGUAAGGGCCAGAGACAUUUCAGAAAGAAAACGUUUCUUAAAAACUUAAAGCAGUAAGCAGGGUAAACAAUUUUUUUCCAAAUGUUAAAUUAAAAUGUUUUUCCAAUAAGAAGGGCAAGGGCCAACAAAAAUGAAUUGGUGGGCCGCAUGCGGCCCAUGGGACACAGGUUGGACCACACUGCCUUAGAUCAUAUAAAACCGCCAAGAUCCCCACAAUUUACAUAAAAUAAUAUAGGUCCUCCGCAUCAGUGACUUAGGUACAAAUGUGUCAGGAGCAGAGCCCCAUCAUAAUUGAAGCCUCACUUGCCAAGAAAUGGGAGGGGUUUUGAAAUGUCACACACACCCCUUGCACCCCGAUCAACAACUCUUGCUCUUGUAGCAACCAGCUGUUAAGGUGGACCGGGGGAGGACUUUAUGAUUGUAGCAAUUAUGGCACAAUAAUUGCUCCAAUCAUUGAGCAGUUUCAGAUCCAUUAAUUCUAGGUUACAAAUACUAGUAUUUAUGUCGAGUGCUAAGUGGAUAGCACCAAUUGUCCCAUGGAUCACGAAGUUACAAAGAGGCCUUUAUCUUCAGCUUCACUUUGCAUACAUGAAACUUCAAUACAAACUAGUAAUUCUGUAACUUCUACAUAAUCUUCUAUAUCUGACAUCUCUGACAAAAAUGCCACACUCUUCCUUGCAUCUUCCAUCAGUCCUCUUCUGCUUCACCAUGAGGGCUGAAACUCUCUACUGCACAGCACACCAUCUAAGUAAUAUUGGACAGGUAAGAAGCAGGACUAGCAUCCAGACUAUAAAGCAGUUAUACAGCCUCAGCUUUCAGAUAACAUUGUUAGAACUGGGGUGUUCCUGUUAGACCAGUGGUUCUCAAGCUAUGGGUCCCCAAAUGUUUUGGCCUUCAACUCCCAGAAAUCCUAACAGCUGGCAAACUGGCUGGGAUUUCUGGGAGUUGUAAGCCAAAACACCUGGGGAUCUAUGGACUGAGAAGCACAAUGUUAAAUGAUCAUUCCUACAUUUGGUGCAAAUGACUCUUGAGGGGGUGGGGGGGGGGUUGGCCAAGCCCCAGGCACUGCUUGAAGACCACUUACAUCCUUAACUUAUCACUUCAUUUAGGCUUAAAUAUUGGCUUGACUCCUCCGCUCAAGCCACUUUUUACAAAUAGAGGAUUCAGUUCUGAAAACACUUUGAUAAACUUAGAAUAGAAAUCCUAGAAGUUGAAUUACCUGUAUCUAAGUGUGUUCAUGAAAGGGGUCUUAAUUAUUUUCUCAGGUUUCAAAUCAGGACUCUACUGACAGACAUUGCCAUCUCCCCGUCUUUUUUGCUACCUUUUGUACCAAUUAAAUACCUUUCUCUGAGUCUGCUGUUUCAUGUUUGAUCUUAACCACUUCUUGGAGAAUUUGUGUGUUUGUUUUCUGUUUAAACACAUUUAUUUUGUAUCUUUGUUGGGUCUUUUUUUUUUUUGAGGAUCUCAAUUUUUAGUAUUUAUUUUGUAAGCCAAAUGUUCUUGUAGGGUUUUCCUUUGAAUUUCUCAUUUUUGUGACACUAAUUUGUAGGUUAAGUCUCAAUGAAAACAAACUGGAUGGAACUCAGCAUACCAGUCAAUUCACUGACAAGAGGGUUUUUAAAAAAAAUCAAAAUGGGGGUGGAAUCCCAGAUGGUUAAAAAGUUGCAAUCUGGGGUUAUUUUUCUAUAGCGUUUCAUAAGAAGUCAAUUUUACUGGAGACACAGGGAAAUGCUUAGUGCUGCACUGUUCACCUAAUAAAACUGUGUUCACACAGAUCACUGAGUCCAUUACCCUAUGAAGCUGCCUUAUAUCCAGACCAAUAAUGUUUACUCUGGCUGGCAGCAUCUCUCCAAGAUCUCAGGCAGAGACCUGUCAGUUUAUCUACCUUGGGGCUGUUGGGAUAUGGUCCCAGCACUGUCCCUGUGCAAAUGAGUGCUUCUAAUUGAUAGGCUAUCCUUAGUGAACACUGUCAAUUAUUAGGACAGGUAAACUGUGAAGAUUAUUUGCUAUCUCUAGCUAAAGAUCCAGCUUGUCUGUUUACGUACACUUAAAAAAACUGGAAUAACUUUGUAAGUCUUAUCUAAUGGAAGCAAGGGCCAUCAAUGAAAUGUAUUUUUCUAAUAGUUUGAUUCCCUGCCAUUUCAAGAACUGCAGUGGACACCAGCAAAGAGCUUUCUGUCCCCCAGGUAGCUAUAAUACCAGCUAAAAACAAUGACUUCGUAAGUACUGUAUAGACCAAAUCCCCAAAUAAAAAUGUGUUCAGCUAUCUUGUUGGUGCUGACUGGAUAGUAGCAAAACAUCUCAGAUGAAAACUGCAGUGAGCAGCUCAGUUUUUCUUCAGUGGACUUUAAAACCACAAUUACCAACAAGGACAGACCAAGUAAUUGAUAUUUUGCACCACUGUGUCAGAUGAAGACGCUUCAGUGUAUAGUUUAGAUAUUGCUAACUUGUGCCAUUAACAUUUUCAACAAGUGUGUAGUAUUUUCUCUUUUAAAGAAACAUUUUAGUAUUCUUGAGUUAUCUAAAUAAAUACAAAUUUUACCCCAUGGGUAGGAUUUUAAUUGUAAAUGCCAUAAUAAAGCACAUUAAUUUUGACACCUAUAAAUUGAAGUAAGUACCAAAAACGAAGAAACAAUGUCCAACAAUUUUCACUGAGAACAAAUUAUCUUUUGUUUUGAUAUUUGCAUGCUCCAACAUGAACUGGCUGUGGCAAUGUAAUGCCUGUACAAUGUUUUCAAAUAAAAAGAAUACAUCCUUUA